CUGGACAAGCAACGAACCAACAAUUUUGAAAUGGCGACUAUGAACGGCUUCGACAUGGGCUUUGGAGCAAACGCGGCUGCAGUCUUCGGUAGCCUCGAGAUGGACGGCGACGAAUAUGUGCGAUGUAUGUUGUGCCAUUCCGCAGGAGUCGACGUCCGAGUCAGCUCCUGUGGAUGUACAAGCCAUGCCCGUUGCAUCCAACUCAACCCUCACGGAUCUCUCUCGAACUGCCCAUUUUGUACAAAACCUACGCAAGGGCUUGUUCUUUUUCCCAUGAGUUUCCGUGAAAUUGACGAAGCGCACCGUACAGCUUCGGCGCUGCCUCCCAAGCCACAAAAUCGCGGCCGGAAGCGCAAAACGGGCGCGGACUUGAUCGAAGACAAGGGCUACGUAGCAGAGCGUCGUACGGGCCGUUGGACCAACGAGGAAAUGUCCUUUUGCGAUAAACUCAUGGAUAAAUUUGCCAACGGCGACCUACCUGUGGCGGAUGGGGUCAAGCUCAACGAGUUUUUGGGCAACAUGCUGAAGUCCAAGCAAUCCCGUCUUACGAAAAAGAUGAAGAAUGCUAAGCUCUCGAGCAAAACUUACCAAAAGGGGAUCGGAUGUUUGACCGCAACGGACGCUAGCGAAUUUUCGGACCUCGAAGAAUUAUUUUUUCAGGCUAUUCCUGACCUCCAGGAGCGUGCGGAGAUAAAGUUUCAUAUGCAAAAGGAAUGGCGCGAACAAUUCAGCCGUGUCUGCGCCACAGUCGGACAGCCUCUGGAUGCUGAUUCUUGGCUCGGAAGUGUUGAAGAGAUGGAUCGUCGUGCCUCGCAGACGCGCGACGCUGCCCGAAUGGCCAAACGCAAGCUCAUGAUGGGAGUUGCUCUCCGUACCGACUCGCAGAACGCCGAUGACGGUGUCUUCAUUGAGAAAACAGAGGCUGAAGCCCGGGCCGCCGGAUCCACAUACACGAGCGAAAGAGAUGUUGAAGAUGAGAUGCUGAGCAUUCUGGCAGAGGAUAAGGCUGCCGCGCAAGCCAUCGACCUAAAUGGAAAAAGUAGCCUUCUCCAUUCUGCUCCGUUUCUCUCCAAAACGACGUCGUACUUGCAGCGCCUUGGUAUUCCUUUUGAGCACGUAGAUCUUUGGGUGCCAUCUUUUGUUCCUGGAGAUGGCGAAGAUUUAGAUAGCACGACUUGUCGACUUUGCUUUGCUGGUUCCGCAACUGUCGAUAAGGUUAUUGAACAGGACGGCAAAAGUGGCCGCUCUCUAACGACAGAAGAACGGUUUAAUCUUUUCGCCUUCGGUGACUACAGUCAAAAGUUUUCCUUUGAUGUUGGCUGCGGUCUUCCUGGACGUGUUUAUGAAAGUGGACGCCCCACAUGGGAGCAAAGUGUACACAAUGCUCCCCACAACCAUUUUGAACGCUGCGGUGGUGCAUUGCAGUGGGGAAUCAAGACGGUGGUAGGAAUACCGAUUGCUAGUCCGAACGUUGGUAGGAUUGUUGUAACCCUUUAUUCCUGCUACGAUCGUCCUAAGGACGAAGAUCUUGUUUCUCGUCUUUCCGAAGAAUUUACGAGGCUUAUGCCUUCUCCGAAGUGGAAGCUUGUUGUCGACAUUGGGGAUGUCGAGGAAACGCCGUCGGCUACUUACGCUACUGCGGGAACCACUUCUUCUACCGCUGCGCAAGUCGACGGUCACGAUGCGAGCGACAAUUCCAAGGAAUCUAUCGACAUUUCGAUCGUUGCAUCUGUUGCGUCGAAUCCGGUGGAAGUCGCGUCUUCAAACCCCGCUGCCAUUUCAGCUUAUAGCGGGGCCGAAGCUCGUGAUCCUAGGAUCGAGCAAGUUGUCGCGAUGAUGGGGGAUUUUAUGCCAUCCGACCCUAACUCUCUCAUGGCACCAUACAUGCAAGGCUUCAUGUCACUGCGUCUCCUUCUUCUUCGUCAUUCUCUGACAUCAGAAGAAAGCGAAUUGUCGAGAACGAUACUCGAUUCUUUCUCCUCCUAUACAGCUGGGGGACGUGAUCGCGGUGAUAUUGCCAUUAUGUUGGCCAGGGACUUUAUGUUUCUUAGUCAUCAGCAACAACAGGCGCACCAUCCUUCGUUUCUUAAUUUAGGGGAGAACAUGAUGGGUUCUGUUGCGGGUGCGCACACAACGACAAACACAGGGUUGUCGCUUUUUGGUCUGCCGUCCACCAGCUCCAGUCUUCAGAACUCUCCGGCUCUCACCCCAAUUCCCGGCCCGGGAACUAACGACUCGAUGUCGAUUGUAUCAAACUAAAUUGGUUUGAGGGUGAUGGCGCACUGGUUGGACGGGCUCUUCUUUUCAAGGUUUGGGUUCUGCAUUUUUUGUUUUUAGUUGGAUCAAGCCGCAUUUUUCCGAGUCGGCUUGGCUUUUGUGAUGUGCAUUCUGCACAAUUUAUUUUUUGGGUUUGGUUUUAUAGUUAGCGAUCCUAUCGUUGAUACACGUUGGUGCUCAAUGCAGGCAAUUGCUUUCUGCUUUCCUUUCUAAUUUACAUUUUAUAUAUCAUUUUC
Phaeodactylum tricornutum CCAP 1055/1 is the source of this 2513-nucleotide messenger RNA. RefSeq lists its product with no specific name. Lineage: Eukaryota; Bacillariophyta; Bacillariophyceae; Surirellales; Neidiaceae. Bases 31 to 2259 code for a protein of 742 amino acids. The record is from RefSeq and is a predicted model, not a curated record. The transcript has 3 exons.